AAUCUUGGCGAUAUUUUUGUUGCUAAGAAAGAUGUAAAUGGUGCAAUAAAAUUUUACGAACAGCAACUAGGUUUAGCUCAUCAAGUCAAGGACAGGCGGCUAGAGGCUAGCGCUUAUGCUGCUUUAGGUAGUGCUUACAGAAUGAUACAAAAAUAUGACAAAGCAUUGGGAUAUCAUACACAGGAGCUUGAGGUCUUCCAAGAAUUAAAUGAAUUGCCAGGAGAAUGCAGAGCUCAUGGUCACCUUGCUGCUGUAUAUAUGUCUCUUGAGAAGUACACUAUGGCCUUCAAAUGCUAUGAGGAACAGCUUGAGCUGGGGCAAAAGCUUAAAGACCCUGCGAUAGAAGCUCAGGUGUAUGGGAAUAUGGGCAUCACUAAAAUGAACAUGAAUGUCAUGGAGGAGGCUAUUGGUUAUUUUGAACAGCAGUUAGCCAUGCUACAGCAAUUGAGUGGAAAUGACUCUAUCCUUGACAGAGGUCGUGCAUAUGGAAACUUGGGAGAUUGUUAUGAUGCCCUUGGAGACUAUGAAGAAGCAAUAAAAUAUUAUGAGCAGUAUUUAUCUGUGGCUCAGAGCUUGAACCGACUUCAAGAUCAGUCCAAAGCAUACAGGGGACUCGGAAAUGGACACAGGUCCAUGGGAAAUUUACAACAGUCUCUUGUAUGCUUUGAAAAAAGACUUGUGGUCGCUCAUGAACUUGGAGAGACAUCAAACAAAGCCCAAGCAUAUGGAGAACUUGGAAAUUUGCACAGUCAGCUAGGAAACUAUGAGCAAGCGAUAUCCUGCCUAGAACGUCAACUGAACAUUGCCAGAGAAAUGAAAGAUCAGAUACUGGAGAGUGAUGCAGCCUGUGGUCUGGGUGGAGUCUACCAACAAAUGGGAGAGUUUGAUACUGCACUACAGUACCAUCAGCUGGACUUACAGAUAGCUGAAGAAACCAACAAUCCAUCUUGCCAAGCUCGAGCUUAUGGAAAUCUGGGACUUACUUAUGAAUCUCUGGGUAACUUUGAAAGAGCAGUAGUUUAUCAGGAACAGCACCUUAGCAUUGCAGCAGAAAUGAACGACCUGGUAGCAAAGACAGUGGCCUAUAGUAGCUUAGGAAGAACGCAUCAUGCUUUACAGAAUUAUUCCCAAGCAGUAAUGUACUUGCAAGAAGGUUUGAGAUUAGCAGAACAGCUGUCCCGCAGAGAGGAUGAAGCCAAAAUUAGACAUCGCCUCGGACUCUCUCUUUGGGCUAGUGGAAAUUUGGAAGAAGCUCAACACCAGCUUUACCGAGCUUCAGCGUUAUUUGAAACAAUAAGACACGAAGCCCAGCUCAGCACUGAUUAUAAG
Messenger RNA from Staurois parvus, 1329 nucleotides. NCBI's taxonomy places the organism in Eukaryota, Metazoa, Chordata, Amphibia, Anura, Ranidae. The record is from the annotation of a GenBank genome assembly.